AUGGCGGUGUUAUCCACACUUUCUAUUGGCUUGUGGGCCGAGGGCCUUAUCGCUUUGGGAUUGUUGUGUCUCACAAAGCUGGUUUGGGACAUAUUUUUCUCGCCGUUGAAGGCCAUUCCUGGUCCGACCUUGGCAAAGGUUACGAAUUUCUGGCGUGCGAUUCAUACAUACCGGGGACGUGUCGAUCUGAAGCAUCUUGACUUGCAUCGCAAAUAUGGAAAUGCAGUGCAGAUUGGACCUAAUUGCGUGAGCAUUUCGGACCCUGAUUUGAUCCGGACUAUUUAUUCGACCCGUAAUCCAUGGAAGAAGAGUGAUAUGUACAGACCGAAUGACGUGCUUAUUGAAGGUCACCGUUUAUCCAACCUCUUCAACUCCCAGGAUGAAGAGUGGCAUGAUAGGAAUAUCCGGCCUAUUCGCGGACUUUGGAGCAUGACCAAGGUUUUGGAAUACGAGCCCCUGAUCGACGAGACUCUGACCAAGUUUGUGGACAAGCUUGCGCUGAGAUUUGUCGAUGGCGAAAAUGCCGACAAAGUCUGCCCAGCAGAUGAAUGGAUCGGAUUUUUCGCCUGGGACGUCACGGCGAACUUCAGCUUCGGCCGUCACUAUGGCUUCAUCGAUCAAGAAAAAGAUGUCGACAAUCUAAUCACUGACUCAACCGCUGGUCUCAUCUACUUCGCGCCGGUCUCCCAAGUCCCCUGGAUAGACAACCUCCUCGACAAAAACCCGAUUAAACGAAUCGGCCCCAAACCAACUCUAACCGGCGUCUUGUAUGCCUUCAAAGUCGCAGCAGAAUAUCAAGCCCAACUAGCCUCAAAAAAUACAACUGCAGGCUCACCGGGCGUAUCCCACACCCUAGACAAAUACGUGGCUCUAAAGCAAGCAAACCCAGAUCUGGUGAACGACCAACAAAUCGUCAACUGGCUCAUGCUCAGCAUCCUCGCAGGCGGGGACACCAGUUCCGCAACAAUGCGCGCAGUACUAUACUACCUUGCAAAAGCGCCAACAGCAGCCGCAAAACUAUCAUCCGAGCUUGAAGCAGCAUCACUCCCUACUCCUGCACCUUGGGCAUUGAUUCGGGAUUUGCCCUAUCUAGACGCUGUGAUUCGGGAGGCUAUGCGUAUCAAUCCUGGCAUUGCUAUGGUUUUUGAGCGUAUUGUGCCCGAGGGUGGCUUUACGCUUCCGGAUGGACGGUAUCUUCCUGCUGGGACGAAGGUGGGAUCUAAUCCGUUUGUUACGGGUCGUGAUUAUGGCGUUUUUGGGGAUGAUGCUGAUAGCUUCAAUCCCGAUCGCUGGCUGAGGGGGGAGGGCGAGAGUGAGGCUGUGUUUGAUGUGAGGUUCCGGCGGAUGAAGGAUACAGUUGAUUUUGUUUUUGGAGGUGGUGGGAGGAUUUGUAUGGGGAGGUAUUUGGCUAUGUUGGAGAUCAAGAAGUUGAUUGCCACGCUUUAUAGCUUGUUUGAUAUUCAACUUGUUGACCCUAAGCAUGAGUGGAAGUAUCGGGAUGCUUGGUUUGUUUAUCAGUAUGAUAUGCCGAUGAUUAUUCGGCGUCGUACUGCGACUCAGUGA
This is a messenger RNA of Penicillium longicatenatum, 1563 nucleotides long. RefSeq names its product cytochrome P450. Lineage: Eukaryota; Fungi; Ascomycota; Eurotiomycetes; Eurotiales; Aspergillaceae. Gene Ontology annotation, molecular function: oxidoreductase activity, acting on paired donors, with incorporation or reduction of molecular oxygen; monooxygenase activity; iron ion binding. The transcript has 5 exons. The record is from RefSeq and is a predicted model, not a curated record. Bases 1 to 1563 code for a protein of 520 amino acids.